Molecule: messenger RNA, 5564 nt
Organism: Penaeus indicus
Lineage: Eukaryota; Metazoa; Arthropoda; Malacostraca; Decapoda; Penaeidae
Product: neural-cadherin-like
Exons: 28
Biological process (GO): cell-cell adhesion mediated by cadherin; homophilic cell-cell adhesion; cell morphogenesis
Cellular component (GO): catenin complex; plasma membrane; adherens junction
Molecular function (GO): cadherin binding; calcium ion binding
Source: RefSeq, a predicted model, not a curated record
CUCCGUCUGCGCCUUCUGCAGGUCCACGCCAUAGACGACGACCUGGACCGCAACGGCCUCAUCAAAUACUCCGUCAGCGACCCCGACCACUUCUUCAUAGACGAGGGGGGCGUCCUGUACAACAUCAAGCCCCUGGACUUCGAGCACACCAACGGCGAGUACCUCCUGCAGGUCACGGCCGAGGAUCAAGCCCCCACAAGAUCCGAGAGGAAGAAGGACGUCGCGCCAAUCACCAUCAGGGUCCUCAAUGAGCCAGACGCGCCGGAGUUCGAUUCCAUGGAGUACAAAUUUUCCGUGUCGGAGUUCGCGAGCACCGGCGCGUACGUGGGGACGGUCGUGGCGCGAGACGAGGACGGCGACUUCGCUAGCUACGCCCUGGAGGGUGUGGUUCCUCCGGACAUGUUCCAAGUCGACGCGACAACGGGCAUCAUCCGCGUGGGUCGAGACACCUUCGGAGACGUGUGGACUUUUGACUUCCUGGCGGUGGCGGUCGACCUGCUGGGUCAGAGCAACCAAGUGCCGGUCAAAGUCGAGGUCAUAGACGAGAACACGAACAAGCCGGUGUUCAGAGAGUGCAACGACUACGACCAGAAGAGUAUUCGGGAGAACAUGGCGGCGGGGACGUCCGUUCUGAUCGUGGUCGCGGAGGACGACGACCACGGAGUCAACGGCGAGGUCACCUACUCCUUCCGGAACGACUACGACAGCUUCGCCAUCAAGACCUCGCUCGGCCAAGGCUACAUCUCCACCACGCAGCCGCUGGACCGAGACGACGGCGAGAAGGAAUACUACAUGACGGUGAUCGCUCGCGACGGCGCCCAGACCGACUGGCUGCUGGGCGCCUGCUCCUUCAGGAUCAUCGUCGAGGACGAGAACGACAACCCGCCCAUCUUCGACCAGGCGAGUUACAUGUACAAGCUGCCGACGGACAGGCAGGUCGGGACGGAGAUCCUGCGCGUCACGGCCACGGACAAGGACGCCGGGCUGAACGCGGACGUCGUGUACGGCCUGGAGGGCGAUGCGACCGACCUCGAGUUCUUUCAGGUCGACCCCGACACCGGCAUCAUCUCGCUCAGGAAGAAGCUCACCGACGAUAUGGCGGACCACAAGACCUUCUCGCUGACGGCGCGGGCGGAGGACAAGGGCGCGCCGCCCAUGUCCUCGACGGCGCCCGUGACCCUCGACGUGGUGGCCUCGGGCAAGCAGCCGCCCUCCAUCGUCACCCAGAGCCCCGCCAGCCCGCGCAUCGACGAGGACGCGCAGGAGAACAGCGAAGUGGUCUACGUCUGCGCCACCUCGAACAUCCCGCGCAGCCCCAACGUGUACUUCACCCUCCUGAACGGCAACACGAGAGACACCAACGACGACGGGUCCUUCGACGUCAGGCCGAUGGAGGACGGGGACACGAGGUGCCCCCCCGACACGAAGGGCGCCUCCAUCUACGUCGCCCUCAGGAACCUGGACUAUGAAGCCAUCAGGUCAUACAAGCUCAUCCUGCAACUUGUGAACGACGAGAACUCCCGCACCGACGAGCAGAUCCUGGUGCAGAUUAAUGACGUGAACGACAACCCGCCGCUGCUGCAGCCCUUCGACGGCGCCGUGGUGGAGAACGCGGAGCCCGUCCUCAUCACCACCAUCCAGGCCGUCGACAAGGACGCUUCGGAGCAGUACAGAAACCUCGUGUUCACCUUCGACGAGGAGGCCGUGACGCAGGAUGUCAGAGAUAAGUUCCGGCUGAGGACCAACGGCGAACUCAGCACCCUGAUGAAGCUGGACCGGGAAAACGCGUCGCAGUACCGGGUUCCUGUCAUGGUCACCGACGGAGAGCCCAGCCAUGUCCGCCGCCGCACGUACUGGAUCACGGUGCAGGACGUGAACGACGAGCCUCCCCGCUUCAACGCCAGCAGCGUGCUCGAGGUGGAGCUUCCGGAGCGCACGGACGUCGGCAAGGACACGGGCAUCAAGCUGGUCGUCCUCGAUCCCGAUGUCGUCAACCACAACGAGUUCCAGAUCGUGGAAGGCAACGAUUACCAGAAAUUCCGGAUCGACGCGACAACCGGCGACGUGUUGGUCAACCAGCCUCUGGAUUACGACUUCCCGACCAACGACAGGAAUUUCACGAUGAAGGUGCGUCUGUCCGACGGCGCCAACCAGCCCGCAGAGACGGUCAUCACGAUCGCCGUCACCAACGACAACGACCAGCAGCCCGUCUUCCAACCUAGCAACUACAACUUCACCGUUACCGAGAACGUCAACUGCAGCAUCCAGAUCGGGAAGGUGACAGCCCUUGACCCCGACCUGCCGAGCACCGCCGACCAGAAUAUCCAGUACUUCUUGUCGACCGAAGACGAAAGGAACUUCACCAUCGCGGAGAAAACGGGAGACCUCACUCUCAAGGGCUGCUUGGAUCGCGAGGCCGCCAACCGAGGGACGAUGACUCUCUAUCCCUACGCCAUGGACGAAGGCGGGAACGGCCUGGACGCCAUCCCCGCCACGGUCAUCAUCAACAUCAACGACGUGAACGAUAACCAUCCUUAUAUUCAGAGUCCGGACAACAGCUACGCCGUCCUGAUGGAGAACCAGGAGCCAAACAGCCCGGGGCACAGGGUGGUGAUCCAGCUGGACGACUGGGACAGCGACGAGAACGGCUGCCCCUGUACCCUCGCCUUCGACCAGAACACGCCUGCGGAUAUUAUGCAGAAGUUCGACGUCACGGGAGGAACCAACUCCCAGUACGAGCUGCGGCCCAAAGUGGUCCUGGACCGCGAGCAGCAGAAGGUCUACCGCAUCCCGUUCCGCACGAAGGACCGCUGGGGGGUGGCGGGCACGCGCGUCCUCUCCCUCGAGGUCGGCGACGAGAACGACUCCCCGAUGACGGACGGAGAGAGCGCCAUCAACGUCUAUAAUUAUCAGGGCCAGUUUCCAGACAUCGUGAUCGGCUCCGUUUACGUCACCGACCUCGACGACUAUGACGUCACCGACAAGAUCUUCGAGCUGGACCCUUCCUCGCCCUCGGACGGAACGUACUUCGAGGUCAACCUCAACACGGGCAACAUCACCAUGAAGAAGGGCACGCCGGAGGGCACGCACACGCUCAGGGUCAAGGUGACCGACACCUUCCGCGACGAGACGGCCAUCGGCACGGUCAACAUCCACGUGGUCGACCUGACGGAGGAAGCGGUCAUGCAGUCGGGGUCCUUCCGCGUCGCCAACCACACCGCCCACGACAUCGUCAAACAGAGUGAGUCCGGUGGCGCCAGUCUGUACGCCCGCCUCCGUGAGCGCAUCGGCCGAGUGCAUGGCAUCCCCGCCGAGAACGUGGACGUGUUCGGCCUGAAGGACGUGGCGGAGGGCGUGGACGUGCGCUACAACUGCCACAGUUCGCCCUACUACACAGCGGCGCGUCUGGAUGGGCUCAUGCUGGCGUCGCGGGAGGAGAUAAUGGCCGACCUGGGCAUCAGCAUCCCGCUGGUGGACAUCAACAGCUGCCUGUACGAGUCGCUGUCGCCGUGCCAGGAGAAGUCGUGCCAGCACACCCUGCGCCCGAACCUGACGUCCCCGCUGGUCGUGGCGUCCGACGUCACCACGAUGGUGGGGGUGGACAUCGCCGACGACUACACGUGCGACUGCGGCGCCCUGGAGCCCCCGCACACGGUAUGCCACGACGGCUUCUGCCUCAACGGCGGCACCUGCGUCGAGGCCAACCAGACGCUGGUGUGCGAGUGCCCCGACAGCGCCAACUACGGGCCGCGCUGCGAGCUCACCAACGCGCGCUUCGAGAUGGGCUUCGCGUGGUACGAGGCGCCCAAGGUGUGCGACAACUCGUCCUUCUCCAUGAGCUUCGAGACGCGCGACCCCGACGGCCUGCUGCUCUACGCUGGCCCCAUGCUGACCAGGCCGUGGCAGGACUACCCGAAGGACUUCGUCUACGUGGUGCUCAGGAACUGGGUCCUGGAGGCGUACCUCGACCUCGGCUCGGGCACCGUCGGGAUGAAGGUCAACCUCGAGCAGAACAGCAAGCGCUCGUUCGACUUCUUCCUCUCGUGGACCGACGACGGCAUCAGCCUCGAGGUACCCAACUGCCUCGGCAACAGCAGCUCCUCCGCGACCGCCUGCAAGAAGACCACGCCCCUGCCCGGCACCAUCAGCCCCAGCGUGCUGCUCAACACGCCGGGGCCCUUGCAGCUGGGGGGCGUGGUGGACACCAUGCCGUCCUUCGAGGAACUGGCCUCCUCCUACGAGUGGACGAUCGUGCCGCCCGUCGUGCAGCCCAUCUUCGGCUGCGUCCUCGAGGUCCGCUACAACGACUACCUCUACGACCUCAACUCCACCGACUACACCCGAUCGACGUACCUGCCCUGCAACGCCCCCACGCCCGCGAAGGUCAUCCUGGGCCAGCAGUCGAUCAUCAUCAUCGUGGUCAGCCUGUCGUGCCUCAUACUGCUCGUUCUCCUGAUCCUGUGCCUGGCGCGCCGGGGCAAGAAGACGAUAUCCCACCCCGAGCUGGACGGCAUCGUGAAGGAGACUAUCGGUGGCACUGACCUCGAGGGCUACGGAGAGAAGGACAUGACCCAGUAUGACCUCAAGCUGCUGAGGGUCGGACCGGAUGGUCACCUGUUCAAUGACGAGGACCGCCGCCGCCCUCCUGACGUGGUGGACGACCGCCGGCAGGAGCGAAUGGCCCCCUUGGCUCAGAUGCCCGAUGGACUUAGCAUCGGCGAUUUCAUCAACGACAACAUCAAAAAGGUGGACAAGGAGCCGACUGACUUCGACGAUGUUCGCCAUUACUGCUUCGAGGGAGAUGAGAUGUCUAUCGCCUCCCUGUCUUCCAUCGACUCCAGCGGCUCCACGGACAGCGGCAGCCAGGCCUUCGACUACGCCAACGACUGGGGUCCCCGCUUCGAGAAGCUCAACCAGAUCUACCGCCGCGACUCUGACGAGGAGGAGGACAGCGAGUUCGACUUCAACAUCCCGAAGGGGCGCAAGAGGGACACGCUCCCCGGCGGGAAGCCCAAGGGCCCCCCCGCCGCUCAGUCCCCUGCUGACGGCGCCCCCGGCCUCUCCUCUGGCGACGCUCAACGGCCGGGGCGCCCUCGCGACGGGCCCUCGGUCACCUUCGCCACGCCGGAGACGCAGGGCAGCCGGGAGGGCCUGCUGCCGGAGUCGCCGCAGCGCCGGGACUACCACGAGGCCGUCAACCCCAUGGCGGACCUGGACGAGAUGGAGGGCGCUGAGUCCUGGUGCUAGGGACGGCGCGGUCGGGCAGGCGGUCGGGUCGGGUCGGGUCGGGGGCAGGUCGAAUCGGAGGGAAUGAAGCAAAAAAAGGAAGAGUAUCGGCGUUAAAUAACAGGAAGACCAGGUGUGUGUAGUAUGUUCUAAAGUCGCCUCGAGCAUCGAAGGGGAUUCUGCAUUUAGAGUUCGAAGUCACGUCAGAGAGAAAAGAAAGAAAGAAAAAAAAAAGUUUAUAAGUCGCUAAUGUUCUGGAAACUUACGUGUGCCCCUUGUGUGACGCGGGAAAUUAUUACCUAUAUCAUGGCUUCCCUUCAAAACAAAAAAGAAAGAGA